Molecule: messenger RNA, 609 nt
Organism: Tribolium madens (black flour beetle)
Lineage: Eukaryota; Metazoa; Arthropoda; Insecta; Coleoptera; Tenebrionidae
Exons: 1
Coding region: 1-609 (202 amino acids)
Source: RefSeq, a predicted model, not a curated record
AUGAACCUCAAAAUAUUGUUUUUACUGCUUGUGGUAGCUGUGUGUGAGUCGUUUUUUCUUCAAAGUAAAGAUAUAAAAAGGAUGUUGCGGUACUUCCCCAAAGCUUUUGAUAUUGAAACGACACGAAGUCGGCCUCUUCGAACCCGGCAACCAAUCCACCAUGAUUACAUCGAUACUUACGAUAGGCAAGAUAAUGAAGAACCCUUCAAAUACAGAAAUUCGAAAGGGAGAAACAGACGACCAAAUUACCAUCACUGUGACCAUCCUGACCAUUACCAUCACCACCCAGAAGACCGAUUACAAACCCAUCGCAACAAAAAUACGAAAAUUGAAGGCAUUGAAGAUUAUGGCAAUGAGAAGAAGAAAUAUAAAAAGAAAAUAAACUUGAAAGAAGAAAUAGAAAACACUGAAGAUGAAAAUGAUAAAAAAGAUUACAUAACUGGAGUUUUAGUGACAAUUCCAAAAAUUAACAACGGUGAGGAGGCAGAAACUUAUCUGAAAAGUGGUAAACACAAUGUGUUCUUCCAAAAACCGUUAAAGACUGAACUCGACGACUAUCAUCAUCACCACAUUCCAGGCGACGACGAUAUCGACCCGUAUUUUUAUUAA